AUGAACAAGAAACCAGUUGCAAUUUGCGAUAUGGCGCAAAACUCGUCCGAAUGUUAUCACAAUUGUGCGGCCGAUGCAAUUUAUGUGAAGUUGAAAACGAAUCGAACGUUUGAAGGACAUGUGCAUAUGAAAUUCGUCUCAAACAAACAAUGUUACCAGGUAAUGACUCUUUCAGUAACGAUUGAAAAUUUGAAGAAUUCGAAAUCGCCGCCGGGAGUUUUUCUCGAGGCUUCAUUAGCGGUUUCGUUUCAUCCCGAGUUCACCACAGCCGACGAUCGUAUCUUCCAUUUUCGUUGUUUCCAUCAACGUACGUCAUCGAAAGAUGUGCAAGCCACGGGUAGUCCGACAGAACCACCCCAAGAUUCUACUCGUUCACCGCUCUGCUCUUACACAGUUCGUAAAUGGAUGAAUGGUCCCUUAGUAGGGACGGUCCUGCUGGGACAGGUGGUAUUUCAUCAGUGGAGUUGUGAAAACGAACAAGACACAUGUUUGAUAGUCCACAGUUGUUCGGUGGUUGGUAGUGAGACGAAACAACACAUGCUGAUGGAUACGGAUGGAUGUUCCAAGGACACAAAAAUCCUCCCUAACCUUGAAUAUAUCGGUCCGUCGAUGGUCGGUCAAAAUGUGAGCGUCUUCGGAAUCUCUCAAACUUCACUGAUCUAUUUCGAAUGCAAUUUGAUCUUGAUCCCGAAAAUUGAUGGACAGUGUGAAGUACCACAAUGUACGGAGACAGCAAAUCGCACAAGAUGGCCGUCUUCGCAGCGUUCGUUGCAGUCAUGA
Ostertagia ostertagi is the source of this 780-nucleotide messenger RNA. The record is from the annotation of a GenBank genome assembly. NCBI's taxonomy places the organism in Eukaryota, Metazoa, Nematoda, Chromadorea, Rhabditida, Trichostrongylidae.